CUUGUGUUCCUCCUACUACUCUCUUCUCUUCACCAGAAAUAAAGGAGAAUUUCCUGGUUUUUGUCUUGCUUUUGGUCACAACAAAUCCCAACUUCCCUGCUCCUCUGUUUUUCUCAUCCGCUUUCUUUUUUUUUUUUUUCAUUUAAAGAUAACUCUUCCUUUUCAACUCUUCAUUUUUGAGAGCAUCCCAGAGCGAGAAACCAAAGAAAUUAUCAGUAAGGGAGAGAGGAAGAAGAAAACCAGAGAGUCUUUUGGAAACAAGGAAGAGAAAGAAAAAAGGUUUCAAUAAAAGAUCUUUCUUUUUUUAUUUAUCACUUUUUUCCUCAUCUUCCUCAAAAAUGUCAAUUACACCGGCUGGAAGCUCUCCUGCUGGAUUAGAAGAAGUUCAUCAUCAACCACAACAAAAACAAGAACAAGUUACAGUGCUAAAUGAUCAUUUUCAUGGCUUGAACUCGUCGUCUUCGAUCACAGAUAAGAGCAACGGUUCCAACUCUACUCCAUUACCUGUUAAGAAGAAGAGAAAUCAGCCAGGAACUCCAGAUCCUAAUGCAGAAGUCAUUGCUCUAUCACCAAAAACCCUCUUGGCCACAAACCGCUUUGUUUGUGAAAUAUGCAAUAAGGGAUUCCCAAGAGACCAAAACUUGCAAUUGCACCGGCGAGGGCAUAAUCUGCCGUGGAAGCUCCAGCUAAGAACGAGCUUCCAGAAAAAGGUCUACGUCUGCCCGGAACCCUCCUGCGUUCACCAUAAUCCAGCACGUGCCUUGGGCGACCUCACCGGGAUCAAGAAGCAUUUCUGUAGAAAACAUGGUGAGAAAAAAUGGAAAUGUGAGAAGUGCACCAAGAAGUAUGCUGUUCAGUCAGAUUGGAAAGCUCAUUCCAAGGCCUGUGGUACCAAGGAAUACAAGUGUGACUGUGGCGCAAUCCUUCCCAGAAGGGAUAGCUUAAUGACUCAUAGAGCUUUCUGCGAUGCCUCAGUGCUCCCAACCCCAACUGAGGAAAACAACAAUGCAAGCCCAGGAAUAUCGGCGGGUGCCACUAAUGUGGGAUCAAACUUACACCAUCAAGUCAUCCCGGAGCUCGCACCUCCACUGGCGCCAGAGUUCAGCCAGGGAACAAUAACCCCCAUGGGGGCUGCAGCAGCUGGAAGCAUGUUUUCAAACAGUAGCAGCGGCAGCAAUGGGAGCCUUCUGUUUGGCGGUGGUUCUAGGAACCUAUCAUCAGACUCUCAAAGCUCUACAACAAUUCCUUCAGCUACAUUCAAUCCCUCCAUGUCCGCCACAGCCCUGCUGCAGAAAGCAGCUCAGAUGGGUGCAACUGCAGCCGCUUCUGGCAGCGGUAGCAGUAUCACUUCUCCUACAAUGAUGGCAUCCUUCAGCACAUUAAUGCAACUCCAAAUAAACAAUGGAUGGAUGUUUUCUUCCGGGGGUUUUGGAGACCAAAACAAUGGAAGCUUGAUUUCUGAUUUAUCAAGAUUUGGGGAUCAGAAUAUGAUGACCGUGGAUUUCUUGGGGAUCAAUGGAGAAACAAGACAAAGGCAAGACGAUGGGGUUUGGAAGAAUUGGGCAGAAUAUGCCGAUUAGAGUGGACGGACCGAAACAUUUUAAUCAAAAGCAUGCAAUGCCAUGAAAGAAAAAAGAAACUCAAGAAAAUGACAUGAAAUUUGGCCUUUCAUAAACUAAUAAUUCUUAUCUUCUCAAGCAGAAUUAUACUCUUUAAUUAUUAGCGCAUAACUUUUUUUUAUUACAAUGGAGGUCAGUCCGGAGGAGAGGAUGAGGAAUCAAACUCAUCCUAACCUGGUGGUAACCAAUGAGAGACUCAAGUGAUUAUUGAUAUUUGAGUUUAAUUCCUUUUAUUAGUGUAUAACUUCCUUUUCACUGGAAUGGAAUGAAAAUAAAAAAAAUGAUUAGUU
Molecule: messenger RNA, 1909 nt
Organism: Rubroshorea leprosula
Lineage: Eukaryota; Viridiplantae; Streptophyta; Magnoliopsida; Malvales; Dipterocarpaceae
Source: the annotation of a GenBank genome assembly